This is a messenger RNA of Nipponia nippon (crested ibis), 1998 nucleotides long. It is a transcript of the gene VCAM1, whose product is annotated as vascular cell adhesion molecule 1. Gene Ontology annotation, cellular component: plasma membrane. Gene Ontology annotation, biological process: cell-cell adhesion. Gene Ontology annotation, molecular function: integrin binding. NCBI's taxonomy places the organism in Eukaryota, Metazoa, Chordata, Aves, Pelecaniformes, Threskiornithidae. The record is from RefSeq and is a predicted model, not a curated record.
UUGCAGAGCAGCAGGAUCUCGCUGUGCUUCUUCACAGAAAAUAGAAAGCAAGGCUUUUGAAUUUACUUUCUUUACCUAGUAACAGCAAUUGCAAAUGUUAAAAGAGAUGGGAAGAACAAGCCAAGCUCUGCUAAUAAUUUUGUAUGUGUUAAUGACUGUUAAAGCUUUUGAGAUGGAGAUUAUACCUGCUAACAGAAUUGUUGCACAGAUUGGAGACACACUCAUACUCACAUGCAAUACUACUGGCUGUGCAUCACCAAGUUUUUCCUGGAGAACCCAGAUGGACAACCCCCUUGGAGGAACAGUGAACCACCAUAGGACAUACUCUACCUUGACAAUGAAUCCAGUCAGCAUUGCGAAUUCUCAUGAUUAUCUGUGUACUGUCUUCUGUGGUAAGAAAGAGAAAAAAGAGAAGAGUAUCAAAGUUGAACUUUACUCUUUCCCCAGUGAUCCUGUCAUUGAGAUCAGCCCAUCCUUAGCUGCUGGAGAACCAGUCACAGUCACCUGUAAAAUUCCUGAUGUGUAUCCUUCUGAAUACCUGGAAGUACUCCUAAAGAAAGAGGAACAUGUUCUUAAAGAGAAAUGUUUUUAUGAAGAUGACAGCGCAAAUACAGAGACCAAAAUUGUGACAUAUUCAUUUAAUCCCACGGUUGAAGAUAUUGGGAAAGAGAUUACCUGUGUGGCCAAGUUACCAAUUGUUUCUAUGGACUUUGAACCCAAAGAAAGAGUAACUUCUCAGAAACUGAAUGCAAACUUUGGUCCACAAAAUACUAUCAUUACUGCAUCUCCAGGCAACUUGGCAAUGGAAGGAGACCCUCUAACACUCACUUGCGUGACUGAGAGUAAUCCACCACCACGAAUAGUUUGGAGAAAACAUCUGGCUGAUGAAAGCAUUGAGCAUCUGAUAGAAAACAAUGUCCUUUCUAUUCCCCAUGCCCGUUUCACUGAUUCAGGACUGUACAUCUGUGAAGUAAUUAAUCUGGUAACUAAUAAAACAGAGAAAGCAACUGUGGACAUUGUUAUACAAGGUGCUCCAAACAUUGCAGAACUCUCCAUCGAGCCUUCUACGACAGUUCAAGAAGGAGAAAAUGUUACCAUACAAUGUUCUGCUGAGAGUAACCCUCCUCCCAAGAUUAUUUUGAGGAGAAAAUCUGACAGUGCAGACAUGGGGCCUUACAGUGAGGGGAGAAUUCUCCUUCUUCCGUCCGUGACAUUUCUAAAUGGAGGAGACUAUGAAUGUGUAGCAGAAAAUAAGUUUGGGAAAAGUAAAAGUGAAAUAACAUUUAAUGUGGAAUAUGGACCGAAGAAUACAAUGAUCUCUGUUAUUCCUGCUACUGCUGUUAAAGAAGGAGAAACUGUGACGAUGAAAUGUACUAGUUCUGGUAAUCCAGCUCCAGUGAUCUCUUGGAAGAAAAAGAAGGCCAACGGGGAGUCUGAGAAAAUUUUUCAAGAUGCAACUUUAACUAUACAGAACAUAAGAAGUCAAGAUCAGGGGCUUUAUGAAUGUGAAGCUUAUAAUCAAUUUGGCAAAGAAGAAAAAGCUGUGAAAUUACUUGUUCAAGGAAGAUUGGAAAAAACAGAUCUAAUGAUCCCACUGAUUAUUGCAUUCUCCUGUGUAACAGCAGUAGCAGUACCUGUAGCUGCAAUUUUGAUCUACCUGUCAAGAAAAGCAAAGAUAAAUGGAUCCUACAGUCUUGUAAAAGCACUCAGGCUGAAAGUGUGAAUAUAAGUCUAAGUUCAUAAUAAGCAAUGCUAUUUAUUGUUGUGAUGAUUCUACUCUUCUAUAACAUAUGGUAACAAACAAGUGACUUAAGAACACCGCCAUAUGAUAGCAAAUGGAUUUUUUUCAUGUUUUGAUAAGUAUUUCAGUAUUUAAAUUAAAGGGAAAGCUAGCAUCCUGUCCUAGAAAGUGGUAAAUCACUUCUGUGUUGAAGCAUGCUGAACAAAGAGUUCCUUGGAGAACUAGGUUUGUACAUAGUGUAUAAUUUGUGUUAUAAA